This is a messenger RNA of Choloepus didactylus (southern two-toed sloth), 963 nucleotides long. Its product is annotated as olfactory receptor 52E2-like. Gene Ontology annotation, molecular function: olfactory receptor activity; G protein-coupled receptor activity. Gene Ontology annotation, cellular component: membrane. NCBI's taxonomy places the organism in Eukaryota, Metazoa, Chordata, Mammalia, Pilosa, Megalonychidae. The record is from RefSeq and is a predicted model, not a curated record. Bases 1 to 963 code for a protein of 320 amino acids. Gene Ontology annotation, biological process: G protein-coupled receptor signaling pathway. The transcript has 2 exons.
AUGCCAUCCAUCCUAAGAUUACAAAGAAUGUUGCUUUCCAAUGACACACAGUUCCAUCCCUCCUCCUUCUUGCUGCUGGGAAUCCCGGGAUUGGAAACACAUCACCUCUGGAUCGGAUUUCCCUUUUUUGCUGUGUAUAUGAUUGCAUUAGUAGGAAACAUCACCAUUCUCUUUGUGAUCCAGGCUGACAGCAGCCUACACCAGCCCAUGUUCUACUUCCUGGCCAUGCUGGCCACUAUUGACUUGGGCCUCUCCACAGCUACCAUCCCUAAGAUGCUCGGCAUCUUCUGGUUCAACCUAAGGGAGAUCAUCUUUGAUGCCUGCCUCAUCCAGAUGAUUUUCAUCCACAGCUUCACACUUAUGGAGUCAGCAGUCCUCUUAGCAAUGGCUUAUGACCGCUAUGUGGCCAUCUACCACCCACUGAGAUAUUGCACCAUCCUCACCAACAAGGCUGUUUCUGUGAUUGUUUUAGGUGUAUUAGUGAGGUCAUUUAUUUUUGCUCUUCCAUUUGUAUUUCUCAUACUGCGAUUGCCCUUCUGUGGGAAUCAUGUCAUCCCCCAUACCUAUUGUGAGCACAUGGGACUUGCUCGUCUGUCUUGUGCCAGUAUCCAGAUCAAUAUUAUUUAUGGCUUAGGUGCCAUUUGCAACCUAUUGUUUGACAUUAUAGCCAUUGCUCUUUCUUAUGUUCAGAUACUCUGUGCUAUUUUCCAUCUUCCUUCCCGUGAAGCCCGACUGAAGUCCCUCAGCACAUGUGGUUCACAUGUUUUUGUAAUUCUUGCUUUCUAUACGCCUUCACUCUUUUCCUUUAUGACACAUCGCUUUGGCCAGAAUGUUCCCCGCUAUAUCCACAUUCUUCUGGCUAAUCUUUAUGUCAUAGUUCCACCAAUGCUCAACCCUAUCAUAUAUGGAGUCAGAACCAAGCAGAUCUAUGACCGUGUGAAGAAAAUGUUAUUACAGAAAUAA